Lathyrus sativus (Indian pea) is the source of this 1365-nucleotide messenger RNA. The record is from the annotation of a GenBank genome assembly. NCBI's taxonomy places the organism in Eukaryota, Viridiplantae, Streptophyta, Magnoliopsida, Fabales, Fabaceae.
AUGGAUGAUACAUCGAAAGUGUUGAUGCAAAGAUAUGAGUUAGGAAGAUUACUAGGCCAAGGAACUUUCGGAAAAGUUUACUAUGGAAGGAGUAUAGUAACUAACCAAACCGUAGCUCUUAAAAUGAUUGACAAAGACAAGGUUAUAAAGAAUGACCAAGCUGAUUGUAUAAAACGGGAGAUAUCGAUUAUGAGAGUCGUAAAACAUCCUAACGUUAUACAGCUUUUUGAGGUCAUGGCUACAAAGAGUAAGAUCUACUUUGUUUUGGAAUAUGCGAGAGGCGGUGAAUUAUUCAAGAAAGUGGCAAAAGGAAAGCUCAAAGAAGAUACUGCACACAAGUAUUUCAAGCAACUAGUUAGUGCAGUUGAUUUCUGUCAUAGUAGAGGUGUGUAUCAUAGAGACAUAAAGCCCGAAAACAUUUUGUUAGAUGAAAAUGAGGACUUAAAGGUAUCGGAUUUUGGUUUAAGUGCUUUUGCCGAGUCCAAGAGGCAAGAUGGUUUGUUGCAUACAACUUGUGGAACGCCGGCUUAUGUAGCUCCUGAAGUCAUCAAAAGGAAAGGUUAUGAUGGUGCGAAAGCCGAUAUUUGGUCUUGUGGAGUUGUUCUCUUUGUGUUACUUGCUGGUUAUGUGCCUUUCAAUGACUCGAAUUUGAUGGAGAUGUAUAGGAAGAUAAGUAAUGCGGAGUUUAAAUGUCCUAGUUGGUUUGCGAAAAAUGUUAGGAAGCUGUUGUGUAAGAUGUUGGAUCCGAAUCCUAGCACUAGGAUUUCUAUAGAUAAGAUUAGGAAAUGUUCUUGGUUUAAGUAUGGACCGAAUGGUAGACCGAAACAACAUGAAGCGGAAAACAAGAGUAUCUCUUCUGUAGCAUCGACACUUCUCAUUGAAGGCGUGUCACCUGACACGACCCAGACACACGUGACUAAUGAAAUUGAAAAGCAAGAGUCAGUUGUACCGAUGAGUAUAAAUGCUUUUGAUAUCAUCUCUCUUUCUAAUGGUUUUAAUCUAGGUGGAUUCUUUGAAGAUAGUUUUAAGAAACGGGAAGCGAGGUUUACUUCAAGGCAACCCGCCUCGGUUAUCAUUUCAAGGCUGGAGGAGAUUGCUAAGAGACUGAAGAUGAAAAUAAAGAAAAGGGCAGCUGGUUUGUUGAAACUAGAGGGAGUUGAUGAAGGUAGGAAAGGGGUUUUGUCUAUUGAUGCUGAGAUAUUUGAGGUUACUCCAUUUUUCCAUUUGAUUGAAGUGAAGAAAUCAAAUGGAGAUACCUUGGAAUAUCAGAAAAUAUUAAAUGAGAAAAUUAGGCCUGCUCUUCAAGAUAUUGUUUGGGUUUGGCAAGGUGAAAUACAAGAACAAUCACAAGAGCCGGAGCAGUAG